AUGAGGAUGAGGAACCUCCCGUACCCAGCCGAAAAGGUCUGGGUGGACAAGCACAAGUAUGACGAAGCAGAGCGUCUGCACUACGAACGAGAAGCAACGCUGGCAGCCUCAGCCCCAGAAAGAUGCCCGGAAGUGGAAGUAGAGGUGGAGGCGGUGAACGGGGUGUGCCAUGAAGAUUCGUCGGAGAGCGACUUGAAAGGAGACCUGAAAAGAGCCAGAAAUGGGAAGAAGCAAAAGAAAAGGAAGCGCUCGCCAAAAGCAAAGAGCUCCGUCUCCAAGGUAGACUUUGUGCUGACGGGUCUAUUAGCCGAUCGCGUGUGGUUCGAGAAGCCUUUCUUUGAUCGUGCUGAAAACGCGUACAGAAAGAAACUCGCGGAUGACUUCAGCCGGGCGGCUUCGGAGACGGAGCUGGCUGUUGAGCCGUCCGCGUUGGCGCCCUGGGCAGAGGCUGUCCAGGAAGUUUCUACAGGCAGGAGAAACCUGGCCGCCUUGCUCUGCACCCAUGGCAGCCUGAUUGCUUGUCAUCACAUCAUUCAGGACAUCUGGAUCAACAAGUUUGACUUUGAUGAUGCCGAGAAAGCGUUUGUUGAAAGGUCUCAGUCUUUUGUUCCUCCGCACUUCCUAGACCUCCGAUCGAACAGCGGCACUAGUAACACGGGGCAAAGAACGCCAGACGAAGGCUACGUUACAGCCUUGCCUACCCCUGCCACGCCAGGCCUGCCUGCAGAUGUGGCUCCAGCUGCCUCUUUCGUCAGCCACUUACCCAGUCCUGGACACCAGUCCGUAAACGGGAAGCCGCUGAUGUCAAGCCUGCAGGCUUUGAUGUCGGAGGUGUGGCUGGAGAAACCGCUUUACGACGACGCCGAGAAGUGCUUCUACGAGAACAUGUUUGAUGGGCAUCCUCCUGGAAAAGUGAGGCCGCAGGAACGGGGCCGCCCGGAGGCCUUGAAGCAGAGCCGGAAGGAUAAGAAAAGCGGUAGCAUUGGGAAACGAGCAGGGGUCAAACGCAUGGAGAUCGCCGCCAACUCUUCCCUUCCUAGAGAUGCCAAACAACCUUCCCCAACCCGGUUCCUGCUGCAUGAGGACAGCGAGUCUUUGUGGCUUAAUAAACCCGCCUACGACAGUGCCGAGGCACGAUACUACGCGUCCGAGGCCUCGAGAAUGGCGAGCAAAGAGGAGGAAGCGCGGGUCCAUGAGUGCACGCUACCCAAACCGUCUCGACUUGCACCCGGUGCCUCAAGCUCACCCGCAACAGAAAUUAAAGAAAUGGCAGCCAACUUCCUCAUGCACGAGAAGAUCUGGUUUGAUAAGUACAAGUAUGACGAUGCUGAGCGGAGAUACUACGAGCAGAUUAACGGACCGGUUGCCAGCUCUUCAUGCCAGCAGGAGAACGGAGCCAGCACGAUCCUACGUGACAUUGCCAGAGCCAGGGAGAAUAUCCAGAAGUCACUGGCCGGACACAAGACAGGUCUGGAUAGCCACAAAGAAGCGUCACCCGCCCGCCGCAAGAGGCAGUCAGGUCGCCCAACUAGUGCAAGCACAACCUCUGCCGCUGGCCCCAGCGGUGACCAAAGUGAGCUCAUCUCCCGGAUUUCCAGCCUGGAGUUAGAAAACAGAAACCUUCGCAGCGUUGUUGCAGAUCUCCAGCACGCUAUCUCCAAGCUGGAAAGUCGCCUGAGCACCCUAGAAAGAAGCUCUACUUCUCACCAGUCCUCAGCACCACUACCAACCCAGCAUGUCACCCCCAUGAAGAAGGUGGAACCACUGUCUGUUUCCUCCAAGAAAGUGGAGCUGCCUUCUGCACCACCUGCAAGGAAAACUGCUGAGCCCGCUGCUGCUGAUGAGGAUGAGGACGAUGAUGACAUCGACCUCUUUGGCAGCGAUGAUGAAGAGGAAGACCAGGAGGCUGCCAUGGUCCGGGAAGAGCGACUGCGCCAGUAUGCAGAAAAGAAAUCCAAGAAGCCGGGUCUCAUUGCCAAGUCUUCCAUCCUCCUGGAUGUCAAGCCUUGGGAUGACGAAACGGACAUGGCGAAAAUGGAGGAGUGCGUGCGCUCCGUUCAGAUGGACGGCCUGGUGUGGGGAGCCUCCAAGCUGGUGCCGGUCGGCUACGGCAUUAAGAAGCUCCAGAUCCAGUGUGUGGUGGAAGAUGACAAGGUUGGGACAGACAUACUGGAGGAGGAGAUCACCAAGUUUGAAGACUAUGUCCAGAGCGUCGACAUUGCUGCUUUCAACAAGAUCUAAGAGCAAACCUUUAUCCUUUCUGAAACCGGCACGAAUAAAGAUCAAGGUUUCGAGUGCA
Messenger RNA from Alligator mississippiensis (American alligator), 2299 nucleotides. It is a transcript of the gene EEF1D, whose product is annotated as eukaryotic translation elongation factor 1 delta. Gene Ontology annotation, molecular function: translation elongation factor activity; guanyl-nucleotide exchange factor activity. NCBI's taxonomy places the organism in Eukaryota, Metazoa, Chordata, Crocodylia, Alligatoridae. The transcript has 9 exons. Gene Ontology annotation, biological process: translational elongation. The record is from RefSeq and is a predicted model, not a curated record. Gene Ontology annotation, cellular component: eukaryotic translation elongation factor 1 complex; cytosol. The coding region runs from base 1 to 2241 and encodes 746 amino acids.